Molecule: messenger RNA, 1845 nt
Organism: Capsicum annuum
Lineage: Eukaryota; Viridiplantae; Streptophyta; Magnoliopsida; Solanales; Solanaceae
Product: bifunctional protein FolD 4, chloroplastic
Exons: 5
Coding region: 202-1332 (376 amino acids)
Biological process (GO): tetrahydrofolate interconversion
Cellular component (GO): cytosol
Molecular function (GO): methenyltetrahydrofolate cyclohydrolase activity; methylenetetrahydrofolate dehydrogenase (NADP+) activity
Source: RefSeq, a predicted model, not a curated record
UAACUAAGGGAUCAAAAUGCUACCAUUAAUUAGCCCCUUCAUUUUAAUUUAUGCUUUUACUGUUUGGAAAGAAAUGUAAAACCCCAAAAACCCUACAGCAAAAAAUCUAAAAACCCCAACACACACAACACACAGAGAGAAACGGUGCAAGCAAGCAUAGGGUUUCGACUGAGGCCUCAAUUUCAUCUUCUAGAUCGGAAAAUGACGUCAUCAUCUCCGAUCACUAUCAUGAAGAUGAAGUUAAACCACUGCUCUCCGUCGCCGCCGUAUACCACCGCCGCAGCUCGUCGGCUCCUACCACCGCUUAUUGGGCCCCACCAAAUUCAGUUGCGUUCCUCUCUGGGUCCCACCCUUCACAACUCCCCAUCUUUUUCCGCUAGAGCCAUCAUGGCUCGUUCAGCGUCUUCCUCUUCCUCCUUCGUCAUCACUGCUGCAAUGGCUAGUGAAGCAUCGGUAAAGGUUAUUGAUGGGAAAAAAGUUGCAAAAGAUAUCAGAGACGAAAUAAAUUCUGAAAUAUCUAGGAUGAAAGAUUCGAUUGGUGUUGUUCCUGGCCUAGCAGUUAUUCUUGUUGGGGAAAGGAAGGAUUCUGCAACUUAUGUUCGCAACAAGAAAAAAGCUUGUGAAACUGUUGGGAUCAAGUCCUAUGAAGUGUGCUUGCCCGAGAACUCAACAGAAGAAGAAGUUCUCAAGUAUAUUUCAGACUUCAAUGAUGAUCCUAUGGUUCAUGGAAUUCUUGUUCAGCUACCAUUACCUUCGCAUAUGGACGAGCAGAACAUCCUAAAUGCUGUUUGCAUUGAGAAGGACGUGGAUGGAUUCCACCCACUAAAUAUUGGUCGGCUUGCGAUGCGAGGUAGAGAGACGUCAUUUGUCCCCUGUACACCCAAAGGAUGCAUUGAGCUGCUGCAUCGGUACAAUGUGGAAAUCAAGGGGAAAAGGGCGGUUGUCAUUGGCAGGAGCAAUAUAGUUGGAACGCCUGCUGCCCUGCUGCUGCAGAGGGAAGAUGCCACUGUCAGCAUUGUGCAUUCCAGAACCAGGAACCCGGAGGAGAUCACAAGACAAGCAGAUAUCAUAAUAUCAGCUGUAGGCCAGCCAAACAUGGUUAGAGGUAGCUGGAUCAAGCCUGGGGCAGUUAUUAUUGAUGUCGGGAUUAAUCCUGUGGAGGAUGCUACAAAUCCUCGAGGCUAUCGACUAGUUGGAGAUGUUUGUUACGAGGAGGCCUGCAAGGUUGCUUCAGCUAUUACUCCUGUUCCUGGAGGAGUUGGGCCCAUGACUAUAGCAAUGCUUCUCUCUAAUACUUUGUUAUCAGCAAAGCGAAUCCACAACUUCAAGUGAGGUUUUGAAGUCCAGUACUCUAACCAGGCGGGCCAUAUCAUUGAGCUUCUCAGCUGUUUUUCCUGUCUCUUAGUUGCCAUGUGUCUACCUUUAUGAGCUUGUAGCAUGUAAACUAACUUUAGGGAACAAAGCAUCUCAAUGAUCUUCAACUCGAGGGAAAAUGAUACGCUACCUAAAGGUGGUCAAAGCUGGAUGCCAUGACAAUUUAUAGGGCUUGUUAGGGAAUAAGGUCUGAUGGUGGAAAUCAAGUCUUAGUUGAAACAAGCUCGCGCACUAUGGUUUCAUUGUGCAUUUCAGACCCUUUUUUUCCUUUCGGAAUAUUGUCUUAGGUUGUUGAGUGAUCUAACUGAAGCUCUUGUGAUCGAACAAUUGUUGUAUAUGUGCUAUUAGCUGUAAGGUUUGUUCAACAUAUAUGCAGAUUCAUAUCAUUUGAGGAAACAUGAUACAGCUAAAAUGCCUUUUUGAACUCUUAAGAAUGUAGCAUUAUGGCUAAUAUACACCCAUGUAUUACAA